Enterobius vermicularis (human pinworm) is the source of this 240-nucleotide messenger RNA. The record is from the annotation of a GenBank genome assembly. Lineage: Eukaryota; Metazoa; Nematoda; Chromadorea; Rhabditida; Oxyuridae.
AUGUUACCAAAGUUAUGCGGCAUUUCAUUACAAUUUUGGACAUAUAAAUAUGGCAUAAUAGCGGACAUCGAAAAGGUAUUCUUGCGGCUUGAACUUCAUGGGAGAAUAGCGUUUAACGUUGUAUCAAGUCCGGUUCUUCUGACUGCAGUGGUUAAGUACCACUUACAUAAGGAGAUUCGGGAGGCUCGUCGUGAAGGCAAGGUUGAAGAGGUUGAAGCGUUACAACAGCUACACAACUAA